CUAGACUACGAGUGCUACAAACCAACAGAUGACAGGAAGCUUGACACACAGUUUUCUGGGCAAGUGAUAAUGAGGAGUAAACAGCUUGGUCUUAACGAGUACAAGUUUCUGUUGAAAGCUAUUGUGAGCUCUGGAAUCGGGGAGCAAACCUAUGCUCCCAGGAUCAUGUUCAAAGGCCAAGAGGAAAACCCUACAUUACAAGAUUCAGUUUCUGAGAUGGAGGAGUUCUUUCAUGACAGCAUCGAAAAGCUCUUGGCCAGGUCAGGCAUUUCUCCUAGAGAAAUUGAUCUUCUUGUAGUUAAUGUCUCCAUGCUGUCUUCCGUGCCUUCUUUAGCCGCUAGGAUCAUAAAUCACUAUAAAUUAAGGGAAGAUGUUAAGGUUUUUAACCUCUCUGGUAUGGGUUGUAGUGCAAGCCUUAUAUCAGUUGACAUUGUCCAAAACGUUUUUAAGAGUUGCAAAAAUGUUUAUGCGCUUGCUGUCACCUCGGAGUCUUUAAGCCCUAAUUGGUACGCAGGGAAUGAUAGAUCGAUGAUUCUUGCAAAUUGUUUGUUCCGAUCUGGCGGGUGUGCCAUCCUUUUAACUAACAAAAGGGCCUUAAAGCACCGAGCCAUGUUCAAAUUGAAGUGCCUAGUUAGGACACACCAUGGGGCUAGAGACGAGUCAUAUGAGUGUUGUCUUCAAAGAGAAGACGAGCAAAGGCGCCUAGGGUUUCACCUAGGCAAGUCACUUCCAAAGGCCGCUACACGAGCUUUGGUCGACAACCUUAGAGAAAUAACCCCAAAGAUCUUGCCAGUAAGGGAGCUACUUAGAUUUAUGGUGGUGUCACUCGUACGGAAAUAUUGGAGCCAUAGAUCCGCAAAGGGAGUAGUCAGUCCUAAACCGGUGAUUAACUUCAAGACCGGUGUUGAUCACUUCUGCAUCCACACCGGUGGUAAGGCGGUGAUAGACGGGAUUGGCGUUAAUCUUGAUCUCACCGAGUAUGAUCUGGAGCCAGCAAGAAUGACAUUGCACAGGUUUGGCAACACAUCCGCUAGCAGUCUUUGGUAUGUUUUGGGAUACAUGGAGGCCAAAAAGAGGCUAAAGAGAGGCGAUAGGGUUCUGAUGAUGAGUUUUGGGGCGGGCUUUAAAUGCAACAGCUGCUUGUGGGAGGUGGUGAGAGACUUGGAUGCAGAUAACGCGUGGAAGGACUGCAUUGAUAGCUAUCCACCGAAGUCACUGGCCAAUCCAUUCAUGGAGAAGUAUGGGUGGAUAAACAAUGAAGAUCCAAGCACUUUCGUAAUGCCUUCUUAAGAAAAAG
Messenger RNA from Populus euphratica (Euphrates poplar), 1297 nucleotides. RefSeq names its product 3-ketoacyl-CoA synthase 12-like. The transcript is spliced from 3 exons. NCBI's taxonomy places the organism in Eukaryota, Viridiplantae, Streptophyta, Magnoliopsida, Malpighiales, Salicaceae. Gene Ontology annotation, molecular function: acyltransferase activity, transferring groups other than amino-acyl groups. Gene Ontology annotation, cellular component: membrane. Gene Ontology annotation, biological process: fatty acid biosynthetic process. The record is from RefSeq and is a predicted model, not a curated record. Bases 70 to 1290 code for a protein of 406 amino acids.